GCGCAUCCGGGUCGCGCUAACGCCGCGGUUUCCUCCACCCGCUUGGUUCUUCUGUGGGUCUGGACCGGUCCCCAUGUCCGGCUGUGGGGCCCCUGCAGCCUUCGGACUGUGAAGACUGCUGAGAGACACUUAGGACCCAGUCACAUAAGUGUAAUAAAGAAAUAUUGGUCCUCAUGGAGGAAGAGCAAGAUUUACCAGAGCAACCAGUUAAAAAAGCCAAGAUGCAGGAAUCGGGAGAGCAAACUUUAAGUCAAGUAAGCAACCCCGAAGUCGAUGAUCAGAAACCUGAAACUUCAAGCCUCGCUUCAAACCUUACCAUGUCAGAGGAAAUUAUGACGUGCACCGAUUACAUCCCUCGCUCAUCCAAUGACUAUACCUCACAAAUGUAUUCUGCAAAACCUUAUGCACACAUCCUCUCAGUUCCUGCUUCGGAAACUGCUUAUCCUGGUCAGACUCAGUACCAGACACUACAGCAGUCUCAGCCGUAUGCUGUCUACCCUCAGGCAACCCAAACGUAUGGACUACCUCCUUUCGGUGCAUUGUGGCCAGGUAUGAAACCUGAAAGUGGUUUAAUUCAGACUCCAUCUCCAAGUCAACACAGUGUUCUUACCUGCACUACAGGGUUAACCACAAGCCAGCCAAGCCCAGCACAUUAUUCUUACCCCAUUCAAGCUUCAAGCACAAAUGCCAGCCUGAUAUCCACUUCAUCUACAAUUGCCAAUAUCCCAGCAGCAGCGGUUUCCAGCAUUUCAAACCAGGACUAUCCCACCUAUACUAUCCUUGGUCAGAGUCAGUACCAGGCCUGCUACCCCAGCUCCAGCUUUGGAGUCACAGGCCAGACUAACAGUGAUGCUGAGAGUUCCACGUUAGCAGCAACCACGUACCAGACAGAGAAGCCUAGUGUCAUGGUACCUGCGCCUGCAGCACAGAGACUGUCCUCUGGAGACCCUUCUGCAAGCCCGUCUUUGUCCCAGACCACACCAAGUAAAGAUGCCGACGACCAGUCCCGGAAGAACAUGACUGGGAAGAACCGGGGCAAGAGGAAAGCUGAUGCCAGCUCUUCCCAGGACAGUGAAUUGGAACGGGUAUUUCUGUGGGACUUGGAUGAAACCAUCAUCAUCUUCCACUCCCUUCUUACUGGAUCCUAUGCCCAGAAGUAUGGAAAGGACCCAACAGUAGUGAUUGGCUCAGGUUUAACCAUGGAAGAAAUGAUUUUUGAAGUGGCUGAUACACACCUAUUUUUCAAUGACUUAGAGGAGUGUGACCAGGUGCAUGUGGAAGAUGUGGCUUCUGAUGACAAUGGCCAAGACUUAAGCAACUACAGUUUCUCAACAGAUGGUUUCAGUGGCUCAGGAGGCAGUGGCAGCCAUGGCUCCUCUGUGGGUGUACAGGGGGGUGUGGAUUGGAUGAGAAAACUGGCUUUCCGUUACCGAAAAGUGAGAGAAAUCUAUGACAAGCAUAAAAGCAACGUGGGUGGCCUUCUCAGUCCCCAGAGAAAGGAAGCGCUGCAGAGACUAAGAGCAGAGAUUGAAGUUUUAACAGAUUCCUGGUUAGGAACUGCAUUAAAGUCCUUACUUCUCAUCCAGUCCAGAAAGAAUUGUGUGAAUGUUCUGAUCACUACAACACAGCUGGUUCCAGCUCUGGCCAAGGUUCUCCUGUACGGGCUUGGAGAAAUAUUUCCUAUUGAAAACAUCUAUAGUGCUACCAAAAUUGGUAAAGAGAGCUGCUUUGAGAGAAUUGUGUCGAGGUUUGGAAAGAAAGUCACAUAUGUAGUGAUUGGAGAUGGACGAGACGAAGAAAUUGCAGCCAAGCAGCACAACAUGCCUUUCUGGAGGAUCACCAACCACGGAGACCUAGUGUCCCUCCACCAGGCUUUGGAGCUUGAUUUUCUCUAAGAACUGGAAUGAAGAGCCUUCCCCAUGAGCUCCGUUUCACUCCUGAAGCGAGCUGGAGACUGGAACCAACUAGGAACUCUCUCUCUCUCUCUCUCCAUGGAACGCUGGCGAGAACACAAUCAGGACCGGUAGCUGCGAGGGACGAAGCUUAGUUCGGCUACGAGUGAGCUGCAGCCCCGUGUUCGUCCUCGUGCAGAAGCAGGAGACAGUGGAUUGGGAGAACGAUAGACUCGCUGCAGCUACAGUGCUUUUAAUUCUUCUGGGGUUCUUUCCUUUUGUUUUGUUUUUUAUGUUGUUUCAAAAAAUGAAGAAAAAAAAAAGGAAAUUCUUGGGGCAGAGUUGCACUCUUUGUCCGUGACCUGAGUGAGAACUGCUGUUAACUCGUGGUGAUAGGGAAAAUGUGCAGACUUUUGUAAUAACAUCUCUUGCAGUCUUUGUAAUCUCCUUAGCUGUAGGACAUAUUCCCAGUGAAUGUAUAUGUAAUUUUUAUAGGUAAGGGUCUGGUCUCUGAAGCAGGUUCUCCCUCCUUUUUCUAGCAAGAAAGGGGUGUGUAAAGUUUCCUUGGAAAAUAGCAACUGAACUAUCUAAAAUACCUCUCUGUGACAGUAGCACCUCUUCAGCGGCUCCCGUGGUUUGCUGUCUAGGAUGGUUUCCCUCCUGUUCUUCCAUCUCCUCGUUUGCUGAACUUGGGGGCACUAGACACUGAGAAACUUUAGACUCUGUUAUUUCCCAUCCUAGAAGCCUUAGUCCCCUUUCGAAUCCCUCUUCCCCUUUAACCAAGUGGCACAAUCCUGGAAACUCCUUCUCUUAGACAGUAAAUGCUGAGCCUUCAGCUUGACUCAUUUAUUCAAAGACAAGGCCCCCGGGGGCUUACCUCCAAACUGGAAAGAAGGGACUAAGGCUUCGUGUGAAUUUCCACUUAGGUUCUCGAAACAGGAAUACUCCACCUCCCCCCAGCCAAGAAGCACUCUGCCCACAACAGAUGCUCACCCGACAGCCUUCUCUUCCUUCCCGGCCACCGGUGUGGGCCCCUGCCCUCUCCCGCUCCGUGCACCUCACGGCCGGCUCCAUUCAGCUCUGGCCAGUCGCUGCGCUUUGGACCCAAGAUGUCAAAGUGAGUCUAAGAACAGGCUCGUAACUACAUUGUGGGCAAAACUACCAACGUAGUCGACUUCCUUUGAAGCCCUUACGUUCUGUGAAGGGUAUUCUGGGCAUAUAUUUACCCAGAUCCCGACCUAAAGUUGAACAGGAGAUUGCUGUGAUCAAAACCCGUUUUUCCCAUGGUACACCCUCCCCACUUCUCCAAUCUCAUUCUGAAAUGGGAAACUAGAAGCCGGGAAGACUCCUGUUUUAAAGGAAGUUGCUGGACCCCCUACUCCGUGCCUAGAAACUUCAUCUCCCAGCCUGACAUCGGGGAAGACUGGCGGGCGCCAGGCACUAGUCCCAGCCUUCUAGCCCAGCUGUGUGUGUGGGUGCUCCAUCCCUCCAAGACCAACCCAGGCAUCUGCUCAGGAAGGAUAAACUUCCCUGGAGCUGAAGAAGUUCAGCCUGUCCCAGGCUGCAGUGAGGAGUGACGAUUUAAGCACCUCAGAGGGAUGGAGUCUGGGUUCUCAGUAAGAGGAGGCAUCCUUGACCAGCCCCGGUUACGCUUGCUCAUCCCCAGAGGUUCUUCAUGCCCAUUUCCAGAGAUGUUGCAGCACAAAGAAGCCGGGCUCCUCCCAAGGCCGAGUCACUCACACAGCAGAGAAAGGCUGUGUGUACACAUUCCUUCAGAACUGGUUGAGAAACUGCUUCAGGGCUCACCGUUUCAGGAAAGGUUUCUGGAGAGGAGUCAAAGUCAGUGUUCAUUAUGUAGCUGCUUCUUAGGACUCGUUUCCAUUGAUGAGGUGGGGGUGGGGGGCGGUUAUAUAGUCUGAGGCAGACCUUGCCUUGGUCUAAUUUCAACACCGUUGCCCCGAAGCUGCUCUGCCUUGCCCGAUCUUAGAAAGCUCUAGGAUGGUCUUUUCUCCAGGCCCCAAGCCCUCGACCUGCCAGCAGUAUAACUGUUGAUUUGCCCUGGACAUAGGCCACCCGGUUGGUGCUUUGCUUCAGGCUGAGAGGCUGUGGAGUGGUACCCCCAUGAUGCACACAGGUCCGCGCACAGACCCCUCCCUCCCCCUGCCCUUUGGGAAAAGAUCUUUAUUCCUAGACGAUGACUUGGACCCCUUUGUCCAAAGGCCAUUGGGCCUUUCCCCUCCUGCCCUGACUGCCCAGCCUGAGUGUUUGCAAAAGGAACUUGAAAUUGACCAAGAGAGGGCAGGAAGCUCUCUGAGCAGAGCAGCACCUGCUCUGUCCUGGUUGGCGCCACCCUCAUUCAGGGGACAGGCAGAAAAUGGGACCUGGCUUCUGUUUGCCAAAACGAACUGUCCAGGAAACAGUGCUCUUUGACCCCCGUGCUUUCCUCCUCCCCAGCACGAAGAUCUGGAAAGGAAAAUAAGGGGCAGCACCAGGAGCUUUUGGAAGCUGAGGGUCCAAGGACACAGGUGGUCCUUUCGUCGAGGGGGAAGCCCUCUUUACUAGAGAGAGAGUCCCUGUGAAAUUAGCCACAUGAUGAAUCCGUCCCCCAGCUGGGGACUGGCUGUGAGUUCUGUAAGAUGGGUCUGCACAUUUCGUGCUCAGGACUGUCUCUGGUGAGGAGGGAUCUGGAGUUCUCCAGUGUGUUCUGGAUUUAAGAGGUGGCUUGACUUUCGAAUGUAAAACUGUGCCUUAGCAUCACCCUGUCCAGUCCCCCUGGGGCAGCUGGUGGUGUCCAGGAGAAUGGAUUCCUGCUCCAGAUUUAGAUGCUUUUAUUUGUUUGGGGGUGUUCCUGUCUUCUGCUCUGCAAGUUAGGAGGGGGGGCCAAAGGUAGUGUCCCAGGAGACUUGUGCCACAGCUUGUUCGCAGUUUACACAAACUCAACUUUAAAGCUCCCGAGUAGAAUCUGGCCGGCAAACUCCAGCUGCAGCGUAUGGAGCUUCUAGAUGUUCUCUCCCUUGAAUGGGUGUCAGUGUCACUGAAGCGCGGGAGGUGGGGGGGUGUGUAGGAGAGGGGCAGCUGUUCUCCCUCUUCCUGGGAGAGAGAGGGUCUAAGCUAAGGGGUGGUGAGCUCAGGCCGUUUCUCUGCUCCUGCAGGAAGGAGCAAGUGGGGUCCCUCUUAAGCAAGCGUGCAUUUCUUACCACUAAAUGGGUUUUCUUUCUCAUCCAAAAGUCAGAACUCCCCGGAUUCACACUAUACAAGCCAAAUCUGAAUUCUGAGAUUCUAAAAUAUCUUAAAACCACGAGAGAAAAUAGUUCUGGCCCAUCCCCAGUCCGCAGCAGGCCCUCAGUUUCUUCCCCUCCUCGGAGUCAGACAGCCCCAGCAAGCGAGGCUCACAGGCUAGUUCCUAAUGCACUGACAGGAGCCAUCCCACUAAGGACGACUUCUACUCACAACCUGACCCCCGGCGACUCACGCCUCACCCAGCAGGAAGAGGCGUUGAUCGAAUUGGAUAUAUUUAUGUGACUGCGGGCAUUCGUGGCUGUCGAGUCUUUGACCAUAAUGCUUUAUGUAAUGGGAACUAUCUUGUAAACUUGAAAAAAAAUAAAGUUUUUAUUUUCUAUA
Messenger RNA from Phyllostomus hastatus (greater spear-nosed bat), 5513 nucleotides. RefSeq names its product EYA transcriptional coactivator and phosphatase 3 (gene EYA3). Gene Ontology annotation, cellular component: nucleus. Lineage: Eukaryota; Metazoa; Chordata; Mammalia; Chiroptera; Phyllostomidae. Gene Ontology annotation, biological process: multicellular organism development; positive regulation of DNA repair; cell differentiation. The transcript is spliced from 18 exons. The record is from RefSeq and is a predicted model, not a curated record. Gene Ontology annotation, molecular function: protein tyrosine phosphatase activity. Bases 174 to 1895 code for a protein of 573 amino acids.